Molecule: messenger RNA, 522 nt
Organism: Mesocestoides corti
Lineage: Eukaryota; Metazoa; Platyhelminthes; Cestoda; Cyclophyllidea; Mesocestoididae
Source: the annotation of a GenBank genome assembly
AUGAAAGAUGAGUGGAAGGUUAAUUUCGUGCGGAUCUUCGCCGAAUUGGAAUGGGCUCACUGGUUUUACCUCGAUAACUGUCUCAAGGAUACGCAAGAAGCUGGUGUUGACUUUUUUGGCUUUUGUCAACAAAUGUUUGAGCGCUUUACUCAUCUUAUUCCAAAAAAGACACAGUGGAAGGAAAAAUUCUUUGAAUGGAAACACUAUCGCGGGACGACCUGCACUGGAAGUGCAGUCAUCCUCGAUGAAUACCUCUCCAUGGUCUUGCUGGUCCAAGGUUUCAACAAUGACCGGUGGACUUUCCCUGGAGGGAAGGUGAAUCAGGGUGAGACGUUGCAGGAAUGUGCAAUCCGAGAAGUUAUGGAAGAAACUGGAUUAAACAUAGAGCAUCGAAUUGACGAAAAUCUUUUCCUUGAGACAAUUGUUGGUGAAACAAAGCGUCGAGCAUACAUUGUUGAGGGAUUUCCACGUACUACCCGCCUUCAACCAUCGACCCAAAAUGAAAUAGAGGCGAGUUUUUAA